UGGAAACACUGUCGCGAUAUCAGUGCUAUCCACGUCGACGAAUUUGUUAAUUGUACUGGUCGUUCUAUUUGUGUAUUGUCAUUACUUGACACGCUGAAUUGGAGUCAAGUUGUCAUCGUUGAACGUAUGAUAUUUACUUCGAGAAAUGAAGGACUGCUUGUGCUUCGAUAGAACUGGUAGACUACCAUGUCAAAUACAAUGCUUUCCGAUCAACCGUUGAUCUAUGUUGCUGAAAUUGGUAGUUAAAAACACGGCAAGAUCGAUGAUGUGUUGAAAGAAUCUCACCGCAAACGCCAUCGUGUAAUAGCUGCGGGGCGCAGUUAAUGCAGUGAGUGUGACAGUACAUUAGCUCGUCAGAUGAACCAACCAAAAAAAAACACCGGCGAGGAGCCAAUCACUCCGCCACCCUCGUACUCCACCGUUGUUGAUGAACGGUCACACCGAUAUGGUUUCGGAAUCCAGCACCCUUCAGCCUCUGCACCAUAUCCCGUGACGAUGGAUCACACAGAGACGUUUCAACGGAUGCCGAUGCCGAUGCCGGUACCAAUGCCAAUGUCCAUGCCUACUUCCAUGCCGAUGCCGAUGCCGAUGCCGAUGUCGAUGCCGAUGCCGAUGCCGAUGCCAGAGUCCCGAAUCACCUACGAGUCGCACUUCGACGACCAUGAACCCAGGGAAAGCACAACCACCAGUUACGGGAUUGCCGAGACGUUCAGGACCACUGACCACGGUCAUAAUCGCUCAGGCACUGAUUACAAUCCUGCAGUGGCUACUCGUGUGACAGACGUCAGCGUUGAGUCGUCCAUCAGAGAUCAAACUGUCCAUGUUUUUACACAGGAACAGGAAACCUCUGACUACAAACCAACACUGUGCUGUGCCUUCGCGAUUGGAUUAGUCAUGUGUGGAGUUCUAAUUGCCAUAUCAGUCAUGAUAAGGGGAAUUCGUCAACACCGUCUUUAGGCUUGGGCUUGUAGGGCUAUAGCCUGUAGGUGUUCGGAUUUGGGAGGUACUUGACCAUUUUUCUAAUUCCAUCUGCAAUCAGCAGUUCAAACUUUGAACAAUUUUUCAUAGCUUAAAUAUGCCCCUAAAAAUCCAAUAACAAUUUUUUUACUUAAACACAGAUAUCUGCAAGUAUUUUAUUCAUUUUAUAAUUGUUCAAAUAAAAAUUAAACAAAAAUCAUAAGUAAAAAAAAGUUCCGCCAUCAAAGUUGUCGAGAAUCUUAUUGCCUACAAGGAAGGUUUCUACUGUUUUUGUCGCACAAUGCACGGUUUGCGAGAUAUUUAACAAAACGUGUUUUCCAAGAUGAAUAUAUUGAUUGAUAAUUUGAGGGUAAAUUUUUUUAAACCCGCAUUAUACAAUACAUAAAAAUCAGCCUUUCCGGUUCAUUUGCAUUUCCAAAUGUAUAUAAUGACCGGACUAUUACUCGCACGUAAAAAUUUGCUCCCGGAGGCUCUGCUUAAGAUGUUUUCAUUUCAAAACGUGAAUGUAGCGUAUGUCUUCUAUGGAUUCAGAAGACCAUAACAAAAUGUUUUUAUUAAAAAAUAGGUUACCUGUACGCAGGUUUAUUUCCAUUCAUAAAUAAUCAUUUACAUAUGUGUAGAAAAUAAUAGUGGCGAGAGAAACAAAAACGCAAUUCAAUCGCAAAUCGUAUGUUCAUAGCUCAAAAUAUAAAGAAAUAUACUGAAAUGGAAAUUGGAGUCGUGAAAAAAAUACGAAACAAGAUAUUGAAUUUUUCUGUAGUAUAAAAAAUCUUAACAAGGCUUGCGUUAGGUUUACGUUGUAACAAAAAUUUCCCAUUCGUUCUUCCAAAAACGCUGGACUAUUGGAGAAACUGGAUCGGCGCAGUGCCGAAUGAUAGAGAGAUCAUUGUAUAAACAUUCGAGGCCCCAAAAUGAUACCUUGAAGGUGUUCCGGGUUUCUAGUUUGGAUAAAAAAUUCCCCUUUCCUGUCCGCCAACACCGUUUUUAGACAGGUAGUUCAAUGAAUGUAAAAUACGAUGUUGCGUGGAUAAUCGGAUGUAUUUUUAUGAGUUUAUAGAAGUGAAGUUAUUUUACAUUUUGUAUUGCCGCCGUGACGGACAUGGAUUUUUGUUAGAUUGAGUAAGUGAUGUCACCUUGACAACCUUUUCGACACUGUUUUAUGGGAUUGGCAGAAAUUGGUUAAUCCCUUUUUUCCAGACGGUGACUAAGAAUCAUUUUAUCAUGACCAUCACGUUCCAAUGAGUCCUGCAUCCUCAGUCUAACUCUUGAAGGACCUCAAGAGUCGAUAUGGUUAAUUGGUCGAGGUCAUUGGCUACGUCACGUUUAUGAGUAAUUUUACUAUCAUUGAUAUCGAGACAGUUGAUCGUCUGUAGUUUUCCAUUUUUUCGACUACAUUCCUUACUGUCAUAGAUCCAAAGUUUUUUAUUGUAUGAACUUAUUUUAUUGAUAGUGUUGUAACAGGAACAUAGAAUAAUCGUAUCCAACUCAACGACAGAGUCGAAAUCCCUAAUUAUAAGGUUAGCCAUAAUUAAUAAAUAGCUUCCGAGUCACUUAAAAUCAUUUAAAUAUUACGCGCCGCUACGCCGUAUUAACUCGCGACGAAUAGGGUACAGACAUUCAAAUUUAGGCUAGCGCGCAGGCGUCAAAUUGUCGAGCGAAUUAUCGACCCAAGCCACGUGCGGUAGGAGCCGGCACAGCCACUCUUGUGUCGACCCUCGUACAUAGUACACAGUUUUGUAAUUUGACUGUUGCGUCAAUCCAUUUCGUCAAUCUUUGUCGCUUGACGUUGUUCGUGUACUGAUUAUAUUGCUCAUUUGUAACCGAAAUUAUAAAUAACAGUGUCUCUCUUAAAGUUAUUGACGACCAGCGUCGUAUUCUUCGAACAGUUCUGAGAGUCGGAUUUCGACAACAAUUUGUGAGUACAAAUAAAAUUGUAUAUUCUAUCCAA
This is a messenger RNA of Neodiprion fabricii, 2926 nucleotides long. RefSeq lists its product as uncharacterized. The record is from RefSeq and is a predicted model, not a curated record. The transcript is spliced from 3 exons. Bases 358 to 957 code for a protein of 199 amino acids. NCBI's taxonomy places the organism in Eukaryota, Metazoa, Arthropoda, Insecta, Hymenoptera, Diprionidae.